AGACAGUAUUUUCAAAACUCCCGAGUCUGCUCUUCAACGCUGUUCAUCAUGAAGAUCUCAGUGGUAGCCUUCAUGUUCCUCUUUCUGGUGGCCUCCAUCUCUCUGCCUGUAACUAAUGCAUUUGGCUUUCAUUCAACCAUCUGCUGCCUAAGUUACACCGAGAGAAAAAUUCCGAAGCAUCUUGUGAAAAGUUUUUUCUUCACCAGUGGAUCCUGCAGAUUGCCAUCUCUAGUGUUUUUGCUAAAGAAUGGUACACCAGCCUGUGUUAACCCAAGAGAAGAAUGGGUCAAGACUAUUGUGAGAUCUUUCAAAGAAGAAUGAAGAUCCUAACUGCUGAGCUUUUGCCAUAUUGAUGUCAACAGAGAAACUCCAUCUGGGAAACAACUACAUUAGAUGCUCAACUGUGCCUUUGUCACAAUCCCCAUAAAUUCUGACAAUUUGGUGGCUGAACAGAGCCCCUGCCAGGAGAUUCCAAGGUUAGAAGGCAGGAAUCUCCUGGUCCUGUUACUCAUGCUCAUGCUGUGGACUUCUAUCAUCAACACUUGAAGGGCUUCCUUUCUUAGCUAAAUCUUCCAACUUCAGAUCCGAUUGUUCCCCAAAUUAGUUUGAAAAUUACUCUGCUUUACCCUGAUGUGGCUGAAGACCAUGUGCAUUGUUCAUCUAAAAUGUUUGAAAGCUAUGCUUUUGAAAUUAAAGAGCCCAUCGCUCCCAUUCUUAAAUAAAAAUCAUCUCAUUAUGAGUUCUAAUGGUGCUGCUAAAUUAAAUGUGUUAUUCAACUAUUGAAAUUUAUUCAAGUUCAGGACUAUACCAUCUUCUAACCUAACCACUAGGGAAAGUCCCAGUGCACUUUUUCAAACUGUAACUCCCAGAAUGGUAUAUGGGAUAUCAUGAAAAUAAAGAUGGAAAUCUAAUUGUUAGUUACAGAGAUUUCACUGUAUUUAUGAGGUAUUUUUCAGGAAAGUCUAAACAUAGAUUGUAAUUGAGAGCAGAGAUUUCACAAGCUAGAGGUUUCAGUCUGUGAAAACUAUUUUUGAAUCCAGUUCUGCACCCAUUUGUUUGUAUUUAUUUAUAUAUUGUCAUGGGCAUUUCACAUCCUUAUCUGAAAAUGAAUACGUGAUAUUUCUAUUUAUAUUGUAUUUCUAUUAAUACAUAAUUGUUAAAAACUGUGUUCACAACAGUAUUUAUUAGCAUCCUUAUCCCAGUAAGAUGUGACUUGGUACUUU
Molecule: messenger RNA, 1223 nt
Organism: Protobothrops mucrosquamatus (brown spotted pit viper)
Lineage: Eukaryota; Metazoa; Chordata; Lepidosauria; Squamata; Viperidae
Product: C-C motif chemokine 5
Exons: 3
Coding region: 49-321 (90 amino acids)
Biological process (GO): G protein-coupled receptor signaling pathway; inflammatory response; lymphocyte chemotaxis
Cellular component (GO): extracellular region
Molecular function (GO): chemokine activity; CCR chemokine receptor binding
Source: RefSeq, a predicted model, not a curated record